This is a messenger RNA of Erythranthe guttata (spotted monkey flower), 1185 nucleotides long. RefSeq names its product Galactose oxidase/kelch repeat superfamily protein. Gene Ontology annotation, cellular component: nucleus; cytosol. NCBI's taxonomy places the organism in Eukaryota, Viridiplantae, Streptophyta, Magnoliopsida, Lamiales, Phrymaceae. Gene Ontology annotation, molecular function: protein binding; enzyme regulator activity. Gene Ontology annotation, biological process: nitrile biosynthetic process. The record is from RefSeq and is a predicted model, not a curated record.
UUUGAUUAAAAACAGGUUUAAUUAAGGGCUUUGUUUCUAAUCUCACUUCGAAUCGAAUCAGCAUUUUCCUUGAUCAUGGCUCUUGCGCAAGGCAAAUGGGUUAAGAUGGAGCAAAAAGGGGUGGGUCCCGGAUCGAGGAGCUCGCACGCAAUCGCAGUCGUUGGCCAGAAAGUGUACGCAUUCGGCGGCGAGUUCUCACCAAGAGUCCCCGUAGAUAACCACCUUUACGUUUUCGAUCUCAAAACCCAAACGUGGUCCGUCGCCGAUGCCAAAGGCAACCCCCCUCCACCACGUGUGGGGGUCACGAUGGCUUCAAUCGGUGCUACCAUCUACGUCUUCGGCGGGCGCGACGGUACCCACAAGGAGCUCAAUGAGUUCUACUCGUUCGACACGCUUACCGACACGUGGGCCCCGCUCAAAAUGGGCCCCGCCCACCGUAGCUACCACUCGAUGACUGCUGACGAGAGGCGCGUCUAUGUCUUCGGAGGGUGCGGAAAUCAAGGGAGGCUUAAUGAUUUAUGGGCUUACGAUGUUGUUGAUGGAGAUUGGAUUGAGUUCCCUUUGCCGGGGGAGAUUUGUAAACCUAGAGGUGGGCCCGGGUUGGUUUCGGUCGUUGGGAAAAUUUGGGUCGUUUACGGCUUUUCAGGUGUGGAGCUUGACGAUGUGCACUACUUCGAUCCGAUUGAGGGGGUGUGGGCCCCCGUGGAGACGAGUGGCGAGAAGCCGACGCCUAGGAGUGUGUUUUCGUGCGUUGGGAUUGGGAAGUUUGUUUUUGUGUGCGGUGGAGAGAUUGAUCCGAGCGAUUUAGGGCAUCUGGGAGCGGGGAGGUUUGUGGGGGAUGUUUAUGCGUUGGAUACCGAAACGUUGGUGUGGAAAAAAUGGGAUGAUGUGACGAGCCCGGAUUGUGACCAUCCGGGCCCGCGGGGGUGGUGUGCGUUUGGCGGUGGGCGCAAAGAGGGGAAAGAUGGGUUGAUUGUUUACGGUGGGAAUUCGCCGAGCAAUGAUCGACUUGGCGAUAUUUUCUUCUUCACUCCUUGUGUUUGAUGAGAAUCGAGACGUGCUUGUGUGGUUAUUGUUUGUUGAUGAUAUGUUUUGUGACCUUUGUAUAACUUUCGUUUUGUGAAUGUGCGCAAUUUCAUGUCGAGCUUAAUAAAAAUUGUCAUUCGAACCGCUCUAGUUCGCUUU